AAUACAGCACUUUGCACAUUUCGGUCAGUGUUAAACUUGUGUGUUAACACAUUUUUGUCAUAAAAGAACACUGUGAUUUUUUUUUUGGAUUGUGUUUGUCGCAAUGUCGACUCCUUACCAAGGCAAAGGGCGUUGCUUCGGCGAGUACAGAUGCAGCCAGUGCAAUCGAUCGUGGAUGAGUGCCAACUCCUGGGCCAACUACGGUCAAGAAUGCACCUCCUGCAAGAUUAUGGUUAUGCCUCAUAAGCAGCGUCCAUUAUUGAAACCCGAUGGCCUUGACAAGAGUGACCCGAACAAAAGACAUCCAACAGAAUUGUGUCAGAAGUGCAAAGCCUUGGGUAGGCCUUGUAAACAAUUUUACAAUUAAUAGUAUUAAUGUACUCUGAUUUCUGUGUUUCUAAAUUACUUGUGCUGCUUAAUCUUAAGCGAAUUCGUAUUUUUAAUUAAUUUCUGUUAUUAUAAUAAUAAGCUCGCUGAUUGUUUUUCUUUCCACACAAAAUAUCUGUAAAACUAGUAUUCCUAGAUCACACAAAUGCUUUUCAAACGCGGGGAUCGAACCCGCGAUAUAUCGUGCUAUGUGGGUUUGGAGUGGGUACCUCAAAUACCCGGCUAUCCGUGCAGACAAAUCUGCACUCAUCUUAAACGGUGCAUUAAUUUCGAUGGUCAGCAGCUACAUAAUAUGAUUUGGAGAUGGAUACAUUUGCCAGCGUUCCUAUUGUUGACUUUGCAGCCUGGUGAAGCAUAAACCCAGUGUCCCUAUUACUGCUUAGUCGGUGAGGGAUCAGCUGACCUUAUUAUAUUUUUUUAUUAUAAUAACAAAUUAUUAUAUACUAGUCAAGGUUUAAGUACAAAAGAUUUAAAAAACGAUUUAUUGUUAAAAAGAAAGGAUUCACUAUGUACUGUAUGGAGAAAUUCUUGUAUUUACUAUUUGUACCUAAAUAAACUACUUUAAAUCAAUUGAA
Messenger RNA from Trichoplusia ni (cabbage looper), 962 nucleotides. RefSeq names its product zinc finger CCHC domain-containing protein 24-like. Lineage: Eukaryota; Metazoa; Arthropoda; Insecta; Lepidoptera; Noctuidae. The transcript is spliced from 3 exons. The record is from RefSeq and is a predicted model, not a curated record. The coding region runs from base 104 to 367 and encodes 87 amino acids.